Messenger RNA from Molossus molossus (Pallas's mastiff bat), 707 nucleotides. RefSeq names its product histone H2A.J. The transcript has a single exon. Gene Ontology annotation, cellular component: nucleosome. Lineage: Eukaryota; Metazoa; Chordata; Mammalia; Chiroptera; Molossidae. Gene Ontology annotation, molecular function: DNA binding; protein heterodimerization activity; structural constituent of chromatin. Bases 145 to 534 code for a protein of 129 amino acids. The record is from RefSeq and is a predicted model, not a curated record.
UGUUGCGGCGUCCAAUGGUUAGGCGCUGCAUAGUGGACCCAAAGUGUUGGUAGAGGCGGUUCCGGUGUGUUACAUUGCGUUCCUACAGUCGGACCGGGAUCGCUGGUUUUCCUCUGUCGCUGGAGUUUUAGGCGAGAAGUGAACAUGUCUGGUCGCGGAAAGCAAGGCGGCAAAGUGCGGGCGAAGGCCAAGUCCCGGUCCUCCCGUGCCGGACUGCAGUUCCCGGUGGGCCGAGUGCACAGACUGCUGCGCAAAGGCAACUACGCGGAGCGAGUAGGCGCUGGGGCGCCGGUGUACCUGGCAGCGGUGUUGGAGUACCUGACCGCGGAGAUCCUGGAGUUGGCAGGCAAUGCCGCGCGUGACAACAAGAAGACCAGGAUAAUCCCUCGUCACCUGCAGCUCGCCAUCCGCAACGACGAGGAGCUAAACAAGCUGCUGGGAAAAGUGACCAUCGCUCAGGGCGGCGUCCUGCCCAACAUCCAGGCCGUGCUGCUGCCCAAGAAGACGGAGAGUCAGAAGGCGAAGAGCAAGUGACUCUGACGCCGCCACAGGGGAGCUGGCUUCCCGAGCAAAGGCUCUUUUUUUUCAUAGCCGCCCCGCAGUGUUUUUGAAUAUGCUGAAUGUCAUGGAGGGUCGGCGCGAUCUAGUGGGGAGGUGGGUUGCGAGGUGCCCACCGGGGUCAGGAGCCAAUAAAGUCGGUGAAAAUC